UUGUUUUUCUCUGUGCAAACCCUAAUUGGAGGAGACACCCACAGCCAUUGGAUAAUGCCAGAGAACGCCGCUCGCAGCCGUCGUAGCCCACCGAAUCAGCGGCUGGCGUGAGCAUUGCUGAGAUCAAAUCAAUGAGGAGGAGAGGAGAAAUUUUUGAAAGCAUUUUCGACUUAAAUUAAAUAAAGGAGAGAUCUUCGAUCGGGUUCGGGUAUGUGUGAUCUAGUGGCCCGUACGGGUCGGCAUCAGCAGCGCUACGAGGCCGGCUGUCGCCUUGUCGCCGGGUGUAUUCCAUUCAGGUACCGAAAUUCUGAUGAGAGUGGCAAUGCUGGUUCCGAGAAGAUUGUUGAGGUCCUUAUGAUAAAUUCAUCAAGCGGACCAGGUCUUCUAUUUCCCAAGGGAGGCUGGGAGAAUGAUGAGACUGUGCAGGAAGCUGCGGUAAGAGAAGCUAUUGAAGAAGCAGGAGUUCGAGGGGAACUAAUGGAUUUAGUGGGGUAUUAUCAAUUUAAGAGUAAAACUCACCAGGACGAAGUAAACCCAGAAGGUAUAUGUAGAGCUGCAAUGUUUGCUUUGUUAGUCAAGGAGGAGCUUCAGUCCUGGCCAGAACAGAGCACUCGAAACAGAACUUGGCUGACUGUUGAAGAGGCUACUGGAAGAUGUCGGCAUGCCUGGAUGAAUGAGGCCCUGGUGGAGGGCUUCUCAAAGUGGCAUGGAGAAAAGAUGCUAGGUGCAGGGUAGGACGUAACAUUGAAUUGCUAGUUGGAUGUGCCGAAAUGUACCGAGGCUUUUUUAGGUGCAUUCUGAGGACCUAAAUACAUUUGCUGGAAUUUUGUUGGAACUCAUUUUGGGGCACAUUUCUACACCCAGUUGAUGGAUCAACAGUAUACGACUUGCAUAGUUACCGUCCCUCGUGUUUUGAGAGAGGGUUAAUUUGCAGUUUUCCAUUACAUGUG
This is a messenger RNA of Argentina anserina (silverweed cinquefoil), 950 nucleotides long. Its product is annotated as nudix hydrolase 16, mitochondrial. The coding region runs from base 211 to 735 and encodes 174 amino acids. NCBI's taxonomy places the organism in Eukaryota, Viridiplantae, Streptophyta, Magnoliopsida, Rosales, Rosaceae. The record is from RefSeq and is a predicted model, not a curated record. The transcript has 4 exons. Gene Ontology annotation, molecular function: pyrophosphatase activity. Gene Ontology annotation, cellular component: cytoplasm; nucleus.